This is a messenger RNA of Drosophila erecta, 5940 nucleotides long. RefSeq lists its product as uncharacterized. The transcript has 9 exons. Gene Ontology annotation, cellular component: nucleus. NCBI's taxonomy places the organism in Eukaryota, Metazoa, Arthropoda, Insecta, Diptera, Drosophilidae. The record is from RefSeq and is a predicted model, not a curated record. The coding region runs from base 763 to 4200 and encodes 1145 amino acids. Gene Ontology annotation, molecular function: zinc ion binding.
UAGUUGAGUGAAUGAAUGGUGGAAUGACAGCACACGCCAUGUUGUACCGCAUUUUUGUUUUGGUUCUCGACGUAAACGGACGUGUGUGCUCGUGUUAUGCGGCGCCAGUUGGCACAGAGACAGACAGACAUUCAAGGCAACUACUUCAAAAAGCAGUUAAUAAUAAAUACAACAAUUUUACACAUUCACAUUCCAUUUUGAUUCUGUUGUGUGUGAAAAACUUAUAAGAAAAGCAACAAAAACAACGCGAAACCAACGGCAAAUAACAAAAGUAUCAAACACAACAACAGUAAGCAGCAGCAGCAACAAAAACAGCAUUGGCAGCAAACAGCAUAGCAAAGCAGCGAAGUCAACGUCAAAGAAGAAGAGGAAGAAGCAAGAUAAAUACAUAGCAAUUUCGACUAAAUAAAGUUUACCAAACGUCGUCGGUAUAAUCGCAACGUUUCUUUCCUGCGUUUCGGAUUCUCCGUGCGUUAGUUCUUCAUUCCGUUCGUUCCGCGUGUUGCUCUCUCGCGUGAGAGUGCCACUUGUUGCCGGUACUCUUCAUCCCAUCAAUCCAUCGAUACUGCACUUGGUAACUGAUUGAUCUGGUCCACCCACUGGCGGAGAUUAGCGGUACGACAACGCUCAGUGGAAGCAGAAGGACCCAGAACCAUUGGAAGGCAUGCAGUUGAUGGCCGGCGGUUACUCCUGUUACUCCUGCAGCAGCUCCUCCAUCUCCUUUGAUUCCAGUUCCAGUUCCCUCCGUUCCAAACUCUCGCGAUGGAGAGCGAACAGCAGCAGGAGGUUGUGGGCGGAAGUGCGUCACUAUGUCGCAUCUGCAUCACCACCCAUCAGCAGCAGAAUAACACCACCACAUCACCCACAGCCAACCUGCCAAUGAUACCCAUCUUCGGCGAGGAUGCGCUCUGGCAGAAGAUUACCACGCUGGCCAACGUCAAGAUUAGCAAAAACGACACCCUACCGCAACAGGUGUGCGUCGGGUGUGCUAAGACGGCCAUAUCGGCCUGCGUGUUCAAGAAAAAGUGCGAGGAGGCGGACAGCUUUUAUCGCCAGCAACUGAGGCUCCAGAAGAUCGAGGGCGCAGAUCCGCUGGAGGCGAGUGCUGCUACCGAUCAGGCCAAGAGCAGCGGCUGCAGCAGUGGCAGCGGGAGCAGCAGCGCCAGCGGAAGCGGCAGCAGUUCCACCAGCAGCAGUUCCUCCUCCGAUGACGAGGACGAGGACAAUGACCAGGAGCACGAUAACGACAAUGAUGUCGUUGCUAGCGAAGCACAAAAGCGCCUCCAAAAUGGUCAUGGACAGGCGAUUAAUGGUCAUCGAGGGGAUGAAGCUGAUGAGAUCCACGAUGAGAUUGAUGACCACCACGAACCAGGCCGUGAUGCCGGUCGAGAAGACGAACUCCUCCGAAACGGCAUGGAGUUGACGGAGACAAAUCACGAGGAUGACAAUGAUGUGGAGCAGAUCAAUCCUUUAAAUCAGCAUCAUAACGACGAUGGCGAGAUAACUGGCCAUGGCGGUCAUCCCAAGGAGCCCUUCGACUUCAACUCCAUUCGUCUGAUGCAGGAGUAUAUGCAACAUCAGAUGAACAAGUUUCCCAAUGGCUCCGCCACCGGUCCGCCGGGUCAUGACUUGGAUCUCGAUCUCGACCAGCAGCACCACGACGGCGACGAUGAUGAGGAUGAAGAAAUGUCGCUGCCGCUUAUACCCGAAAUUGAGUUGAUUACGCCGGGGGAUGAAGCUUCAGCGGAUCCGUCAAAUCCAAAUGAUUUGGUUAACGGAGCCGGCGUUGGCGUGGUUCAGGGAUUGCAGGAGCCAGGUUUCCAAUGCCCCCAUUGCUAUCAGAUCUUCGAGAUGAAACAGAUCCUCAAGGCGCACAUGCAGAGCGUCCAUGGAGCACCGGGUCCGGUGUACGAGUGUAGCAAUUGCCGCAAGACCUACUUCUACAAGCGUUUUCUGGAGAAACACAUACGACGCGGUCGGUGUGUCAAGAAGCGUCGUAAUCAAACUCGACCGAUGCAGUGCUCGGAUUGUCAUGUCCUCUUCCCCACAGGCCAUCAUUUGGGUUGGCAUAAGCGCACCGGUUGUCCUUCGAAGGCGGCCAAAAUGCCACUGCAACAGCUUUUCAAGCAAAACAUUGUGCAGUUUAAUAAUUUCCCCAAGCGGGUUGCCGCUGGAGGAGCACGCAAGCCCACGGCUCCCGAUCUGCACAUAAACAAUCGCAAACUUGGACUGGCCAACAAGAGAAAAGGGCGCACUCGCAUCAAGUUGGAUGCAAAGAAGAUUGCCCUGGCCAAGCAGUUGAUAUUGCGAGAGGCCACCACGACGGUGAUCGCCAACGAGCUGAACAUUUCGCGCACCUUCGCCUGGCGCUUGCGCAAAAGUCUGGUAAAUGGUGUCAGUUUGCAUGAGCGCGUGGUGGAUCCAUCGCAGGAGGAGCAGCACUUGCAACAACUGCAGCAACAGCAGCAGCACCACCACCAUCACCAGCAAAUACAGCUGCAGCAUCAACAGCAGGAUGAUCAGCAGCAAGCAGCGGCUGCUGCGGCGGCACAUGCGGAACGUGAACGCGAACACCAUCAUUUGAGUCUACCCUAUAGCCACCUCGGCUUGGGUCUUAUCAAAGAAGAACGACAGGACAGCGAGGAUGAGGAGCAUCAGCAGCAACAACAGCAUCACCAUCCUUCACAUCAUCAACUGGGCUUGGUGGAUGAGUGCGGAGCAGACGAGAUCGGAGCUGAGGAAACGGCUGGUUAUAUGGGCGAUGAGGAUGCCGUUUGUGGAUUGCUUCACAAUGGCUACGAUCCUGAUCCCGAUUCGGAUCACAUUGAUCACGAUCCCUUCGAGGCCACCGAAAACAACGAGCAUCAAUCGAAUGGCGGUCGGCCGGGAUCUGUUUCGCCGGCGCCGCAAAUACCGCCGCCAACGCUGGGAAGUUCUGGGUUGCCCGUGCCUGUGCAAGUACAUGCUGCAGCGCGACCCGACGUGGAGGUCUAUAAACGUCUGCUGGCCGAGUCUCAGCACUUCCCCCACAUCGUCAAUGCCCAGCAGUUGCAGAUGCAGCAACAGCAACGCGAGCGGGAAAGAGAGCAGCGGGAUCGCGGGCGAGAGCAACUGCAGCAACAGAAGGCCCACAACGGUGGAAUGCCGAUGCUAACUCGUUAUCCGACAUCCGUCAUGCACGCCCUGCCCGUCAACCUGUCCCUGCGUUCCAUGCCCCACAUGAACAGCAACGAGAGCAAUGGCAGCUCCAGCAGCAAUACUGCAGCUUCAGUGCCCGUUCCAGGCUCAUCUGCAGCCUCGGCGGCUGUUACGCCAACCGGCAAGAAGCCCCGCAAGCCGAACGUCUUUAUUGAUGACGAGAAGUAUGCCAUGGCCAAGUUGUUGGUGGCCCAGAACUCCUCCACCAUGGAGAUAGCCAGGGCGCUCAAUGUUUCCCAAAUGACAGCCUGGAAAGUGCGCGAUGCCAUUCUAAAGGGAGUGCCGCUCUCCUAUCGCAACAAGCGUUCCGAUGGCAGGCAUUCGGAUGAGUUCAGCGUCAAGGAGCAGCAGCAGCAACAGCAGCAUCAGCAUCAGCAGCAACAGGAGCAACAGCAACGCCAGCAGGAGAUGCAACGACAGCAGCAACAGCAAAUGGAGCAAAUGGAGCUAAUCAAACAGCAACGCCAGCAACAGGAGCUGCUACUUCAACAGCAGCAACAACAACAACAACAGCAACAGCUACGCCACCACACACCAGCGGACACAUCACACUAUCAGCAACAGCAACAGACGACACCAAAGCUGCUGCAUCCUCGCCGCCGUCUGAAGGCCGCGGAACGUGAGCUGCGCGACAAGGAGAUCACACGCGAAAUACUCGAGCUGAUCAAGGAGGACAGCAACAUUCAGUACUGGAAGGUGUCGGCCCGCCUGGCCGAGAAGGGUAUCAAUAUAUCGCCCUCGUCUGUCUGCCAGAAGCUCAAGUCGAUGGGCAUCCACAGGCGCUGGAAGCCAGGCGACAAGCCACCCAUGCUGGCCAUCAGCCAGCUGAAAGCGGCCACAGUGGCGGCCGCCGCAGCGGCAGCUGGCUUGGCCGGCGUCGGCGGUGUCGUUGGUGGCAGUGCUGGACUGGGUGGCAGUAGUUUUGGCCUGGCCGACGAUAGCUUCGAGCAGCAGCAGUUCGACAUGGGCGGGCCGCACUUUCUCAGUGCCUUCACGCGCUAGACGAUCGACCAGAAGUCCUCCCCAUAUACACCUAGAUUUAAAUAUCACACUCAUUGGAGCGGAUCAGAAUCGUAGGUCAGCAAGUAAGCUAGAGCCAAUUUAAUUAAGACAUUUUGGCUUGGAAAUUUUAGAUCUAGAACUUUUUUUCACACUUUCAAAUGAAUUAUACAAACCGAUCGAAAAAUGGUUGAUAGGAUCAAAUUCUAGUAGAUACUUUUGAAAUAAGAAGAGAAAUUAAGAAUUUAAGACUUACCAUUUCCAAGACAAAAAGUCUAUAUAGUGUCCGCAAUUACGACUUUUGAGUUAAAUUAGAUAUUUUAUUCGAGCCACCCAAACCCACAUGCAUAGAUCAGCACAGCAACAACAACUUGUAUUUUUUAUAUAGUAUUUGAAAGGGAGAGCGCGCUUGAGAUGUAUUUGUAAUCGAUAUGAGAUAGCAUAUAUUGUAUGAUUCUGUAUUAGAUUUAUAUAUCCAAUAUAUAUAUGCUAAGCAUUCCUAGAAUGUCACACACAAAAGAUAAAAACACGCCCAAAACCACGUUCAUUCCAAGUGAGGAAAUAAUUUCCUUUCUUUAAUUUCAACAGCUUCCUUUUUCUCGUCCUCCAUCCACACACACUCACAUACACUACACCAACACACACUUAGUUGAUAAUUUGAGUAAUCUAAUUAAUAUAUUUAUUGAUCGCAUGUCCCUGUGUGUGUGCCUUUCAACUGAGAAAUGUAUUUAAAGAUUUUUACCAUGUUUAAUUUAUUUAUUUUACUCACGCACACACACACACACAUAAGCAAGCACACAUUCAGUACUGAACCAUAAUUUAGUUAAAUUAAUGCAUCAAACGAUUAAAUAACAAUCAGAACAAAGCAAACGGAAGCAGAUCAAACAGCAGCUAGAUUGAAAGUUAGGAGAGCUAGCCACAUAGCAACAUAAGUGCAAUUAUAAACUAAACCUAAAAAUCAAGAAGAAUGUCUAACAUUAUCGUGUAACCGAGACAGAAGAUAGGAGAGUGAGAUAUGGGAGAAAGAGAGGGGAAAUCGACUUUUCUAUUUAAAAUUUAGACACCACUAAACACUUAACUUUCCGCUGAAUCGAAACUAAAAUAUUUGAUUAUUUUCAUUUCGGUUUUAAAUUAGUUUAGGUGAAUUUAAAAGCAAAUUGUUUUUAGAUGAAAAACUUGAUGUAUACAUUUCCAAAGACUUACCAAAACUUCGUUAAGGCACAAACAGGCAACAAAUUUUAAAAAUCAAACGCAAAAGUUCCCUUUUCGGUGGUGUUUUAGUACAAAUGUGUAGUUUAAUAAAAUCCCGUGGGUAUGCAUUCAUGUACUAACUUUCCCAUUUUCUGCUUUCUUUCUCCCGAUCGUUUUCCAUAUAGACAGUUACUCCGAAUCCAUCCUCCAACCAAGCCCCAAUUUAAGUAAUAUAGUUAUGGAAACGAGACAAACAAGCGAGCAAUGUUAAAAAACUUCGUAGCCAAUUGUUAGUAAAAAAAUGAGAGAAUAACCACAAAAGAACAAAGCGAAAUGAAUUGAAAAUGAAGACAAGUUAAGCCGAGCACUCGGAACUGUAUUUAUUUACAGCCAAUUUUAGGAACAUAUAUAUUUUAUUAUUAUUUUUUUUUUCUGUUGUUGCGGAUGAACUUGCAUUUGUCUGCGAUUUAUUUUUGUAUAGCUUUUAAGGUCGGCAGUUAGAGCGAAAGAGAUAGCUAGAGAUUGAGAGAGAGAUAGAGAGGGCGAGCGAGC